UGACCGUGAUUUUUACCUUGCAACAACUAGGCAAUUAGUGAUGACGUAUUGCACAAGCCUUGUUGGCAAAUUAUAAAUUUUCUUCAAAAUUUUGCGAAUUUUGGUCAUAAUACGGCUAAACUACAAACAAUUUGGACCACGUAAUUGUUGGUUGUAUCAGUAUCACUUGGAGUUAGGCACAUGAAUGAUGUAGGGCAUCAAACUGUUUCUAAUUGGUGGUCCCAUCUCUUGGCCUCUACCCGAAUGUUUCUCCAAUACUAACAAGACUAAGAAAACUACUGUCAAUAAUGAAUAAUUCACAAGAACGAGGCAAGAACUUAAUGCUGUCUAGUCAAUACGUCCACCAGUACGGAGCAAGGAGUAUCCUCAAGAUGCCGCAAGAACAAGUGAAAGGCAAAGACACCUUUAAAGUGGAGAUGCCUCUUCUUGAAGCCGAGAAACCAAGUGACUUGAUAAUCCUUGGAGUGGACAUUGCUAAGUUUCCGCGAACAUUUCAGUUCUUCAUCUGUACCAUUGGGAUAUUUUUCUUCUACCUGAUAUAUGGAUAUUUUCAGGAGCUCAUAUUCCGACUGGAAGGCUUCAAACCAUUUGGUUGGUACCUGACAUUAGUGCAGUUUGCGUGUUAUUCUGGCUUUGGUCUUGUAGAGCUGCAAUUCAAAGCUGACAAAAGAAGAAGAAUCCCGAUCAAAACCUAUGGGUUGAUUGCCUUCCUCACGGUUGCUACAAUGGGUCUCUCAAAUACAUCAGUGGGCUACCUGAAUUAUCCAACCCAAGUCAUCUUCAAGUGCUGUAAACUUAUUCCUGUUCUCAUUGGUGGCAUUUUGAUCCAGGGUAAAAAAUUUGGUGUGAUUGACGUGUCGGCCUGUGUAUGUAUGAGUAUAGGAUUGAUCUUGUUCACUUUGGCAGAUAGCACGGUUCAGCCAAAUUUUGAUUCUUAUGGAGUUUUGUUAAUCUCGUUGGCCCUAUGUGCAGAUGCUGCCAUCGGUAAUUUUCAAGAAAAAGCCAUGAAACAGCAUAGCAGUAGUAACUCAGAAAUGGUUCUCUAUUCAUAUUCAGUGGGGUUCGUGUAUAUAUUGGUUGGAAUGAUCUUAUCCGGGCAGCUGAUCCCUGCAUUUACAUUCUGUUGGUCGUACCCUAUGAAGACAUAUGGCUAUGCUGUGAUAUUUUCCCUGACGGGAUACCUGGGGCUCAAUUUUGUUCUGACAAUGGUGAAAACUAGUGGUGCUCUUAUUGCUGUGACAGUGACAACCUGUCGGAAAGCUGUGACAAUCAUCCUGUCCUUCCUGUUCUUCACAAAGCCUUUUACGAUGCAGUAUGUUUGGUCGGGUCUUGUCGUCGUCCUUGGAAUCUACUUAAAUAUUUACAGCAAGAAUAAAACAAACAUUGACAACAGCAUUAUCAGUUUCAAGCAUUACGUAACGGAUCGAUUCUUGGAAGUAAAACAUCCGAUCAGAGCAAUGGACAUGUCUGAAGCUAAUGUAGUCUAAGGACCUUUUCUCUCUAAAGUCAUUGCUCAUGAUAGAACAGUGGACGGUGCAAUUGGAUUGAUCAGUUUGUGAUAGAUGCAAAUAGGUUGCGGGUUGAAGGUGAAAUAUUUAUAAUGGAAACAGGUCGGUGGUCACUGAUUGAUUAUUUAAGAAGAAAGCCAUUUGUUUUACAUGUAUCCAAAUAAUUUUUAAACAAAAGACAUGUACUAUAUUAUAUUCAAUGGUCCAGAAUAAAUUGAGUCAAG
Messenger RNA from Lineus longissimus, 1732 nucleotides. RefSeq names its product adenosine 3'-phospho 5'-phosphosulfate transporter 2-like. Gene Ontology annotation, cellular component: endoplasmic reticulum membrane; Golgi membrane. Lineage: Eukaryota; Metazoa; Nemertea; Pilidiophora; Heteronemertea; Lineidae. The record is from RefSeq and is a predicted model, not a curated record. The transcript is spliced from 10 exons. Gene Ontology annotation, molecular function: 3'-phosphoadenosine 5'-phosphosulfate transmembrane transporter activity. Gene Ontology annotation, biological process: transmembrane transport. Bases 288 to 1487 code for a protein of 399 amino acids.